AUGCAUUGUCUCAGAAAUAUUAGGAUAAAAGGAUCAGGAGAAAAUCUUGACAAACAAAAUAAUCAAAAGAUACAAAAAAUCUUUCAAUUUAAUGACAAAGAAUUAGAACAAUUUUACACAACAGUCAGGCCUAAAAAUAUCACUUUAUGGAGAAUUUUUGAAAAAGUUGGGUUUAAACCAGUACAAGCAGAAGUUUCAAUUGAUUUUGAAAGUAAAGACUAUGAUUUAUCAUAUUUAGAUAAUUUUUUAAAAUAUUGUGAAAAACUUGAAGAAUUUAUUGAUAAACUUUAUUUGAAUAAGAACAUAAAAUUUGGUAAGCUUUACAUUCAAGAAAAUGACAAUAAAUUUACAUUUUGUAAAAAUGCAGAUGGUAGAAUUAGAUUUCAUUAUAAAAAAGCUAUAUAA
Cetraspora pellucida is the source of this 405-nucleotide messenger RNA. The record is from the annotation of a GenBank genome assembly. Lineage: Eukaryota; Fungi; Glomeromycota; Glomeromycetes; Diversisporales; Gigasporaceae.